AUGUCUGUUGAGUACAACGGGACCAUCGCCACCGGCGGUGACUCCCUCCACGAUAACCUUAACAUCUACUACAAUGCCGGCGAUAUCUCUUGGAUAAUCACAUCAUCAGCUCUUGUGCUGCUCAUGAUUCCAGGUGUUGGUUUCUUCUACUCGGGUCUAGCCCGCCGGAAGUCCGCUCUCUCUCUCAUAUGGCUUUCGAUCAUGUCCGUCGGUGUCGUGUCGUUCCAAUGGUUCUUCUGGGGCUAUUCGCUAGCUUUCUCCCACACUGCCGGAAAGUUUAUCGGUGAUCUCUCAAACUUUGGCAUGAAGGAUGUUCUGGCCCAACCAUCUGUCGGAGGUACCGCCGUUCCAGAUAUUCUAUUCGCUAUCUUCCAGGGCAUGUUCGCUUGUAUUACGGUUGCUCUCGCCGUCGGUGCCGUCGCUGAGCGUGGUCGUAUGCUCCCUUGCAUUGUCUUCAUGUUCAUUUGGUCGACUAUCAUCUACGACCCCAUUGCGUGCUGGACAUGGAACCCCUCCGGCUGGGUUUACCAACUCGGUGGAUUGGACUUCGCCGGUGGUACUCCGGUUCACAUCGCGUCGGGUUCUGCUGCUUUGGCAUAUUCCCUGAUGCUGGGUAAGCGCCGUGGCCAUGGCACUCAUGAGCUCAACUACCGCCCUCACAACGUCACGCACGUCGUUAUCGGCACUGUCUUCCUUUGGGUGGGCUGGUUCGGCUUCAACGCUGGCUCUGCACUGUCUGCCAAUCUUCGUGCUGCUAUGGCAGCUGUUGUCACCAACCUGGCUGCUUCAGUUGGCGGUGUCACCUGGUGUCUGAUGGACUAUCGCCUGGAGCGCAAGUGGUCUACUGUUGGAUUCUGCUCUGGUGUGAUCGCCGGUCUGGUUGCUAUCACUCCCGGAUCUGGAUUCGUCACCCCGUGGGCUGCUGUCAUUUUCGGUGUGGUGGGCGCUAUUGCCUGCAACUAUGCAACCAAGUUGAAGUUCCUGCUCCGUGUAGACGACGCGCUGGACAUCUUCGCUGUCCACGGUAUCGGAGGUAUUGUUGGUAACCUCCUCACUGGUCUCUUCGCUGCCGACUACAUAGCGCAUCUAGACGGUGCCACCGAGAUUGAUGGAGGCUGGAUCAACCACAACUACAUCCAAUUGGGAUACCAGCUUGCGGACUCCGUCUCUGGAAUGGCCUACUCCUUCUUUGGAACCUGCAUCAUCCUGUUUAUCCUGAACCUUAUUCCCGGUAUGAGCCUGCGUGCUCCUGAGGAGGACGAGAUCAUGGGUAUCGAUGACGCUGAAAUUGGCGAGUUUGCCUACGACUACGUCGAGAUCAGACGUGAUGUUAUCAGUGGUAUUGAGAGCAGCGAGACUGGCUCCAAGCGCACCGUUACUCCAACUGGCGAACACGCUAUUGAAACUAAGGUCUAA
Molecule: messenger RNA, 1416 nt
Organism: Penicillium waksmanii
Lineage: Eukaryota; Fungi; Ascomycota; Eurotiomycetes; Eurotiales; Aspergillaceae
Product: ammonium permease MEP2
Exons: 4
Coding region: 1-1416 (471 amino acids)
Biological process (GO): ammonium transmembrane transport
Cellular component (GO): plasma membrane
Molecular function (GO): ammonium channel activity
Source: RefSeq, a predicted model, not a curated record